AUGGCACAAGUACUCGAUGCUUACGUUAAUAAAUCAGUGAAUGUUGUCACAGCCGAUGGUCGAAUCAUUAUUGGAACAUUGCGUGGAUUUGACCAAGCAAUAAACAUUAUUUUAGAUGAUAGUCAUGAACGUGUAUUUUCAUCUACAGAUGGUGUUGAACAAGUUCUUCUUGGUCUCUAUAUAAUUCGAGGUGAUAAUGUUGCAUUAAUUGGUGAAAUCGAUGAAGAAGUUGAUAAAAAUAUUGACUUUUCUAGAAUUCGAGCAGAUGCAUUACCGCUCGCGAAAACAUAA
Molecule: messenger RNA, 291 nt
Organism: Rotaria socialis
Lineage: Eukaryota; Metazoa; Rotifera; Eurotatoria; Philodinida; Philodinidae
Source: the annotation of a GenBank genome assembly